Messenger RNA from Aspergillus campestris IBT 28561, 2304 nucleotides. RefSeq names its product putative C6 transcription factor. NCBI's taxonomy places the organism in Eukaryota, Fungi, Ascomycota, Eurotiomycetes, Eurotiales, Aspergillaceae. Bases 1 to 2304 code for a protein of 767 amino acids. The record is from RefSeq and is a predicted model, not a curated record. Gene Ontology annotation, cellular component: nucleus. The transcript has 3 exons. Gene Ontology annotation, biological process: positive regulation of transcription from RNA polymerase II promoter by galactose; DNA-templated transcription. Gene Ontology annotation, molecular function: zinc ion binding; DNA-binding transcription factor activity, RNA polymerase II-specific; RNA polymerase II cis-regulatory region sequence-specific DNA binding.
AUGUUCCACACAUUUGAAGGAUUUGAGAACCCGGAGCCAGCGUCACAAACUCGGGGACGUACCGAGCGGCAGCCGUCGGUCGGUCGCCGGGUGACGACUCUUCGUGCCUGCACGUCCUGCAGACAUCGCAAGAUCAAAUGCGAUGGAGAAAGGCCUUGCGAGGCCUGCAGAUGGUACAAGAAGGCUGACCACUGCCACUAUUCAGACCCUCGUCCGUCCCGUAGGCAUGUGGAGAAGCUCUCUACGACUCUAGAUGAAUAUCGAAACGUGUUCGAGAGACUGUUCCCGAGCACCACCCCCGAUGCCUUGCUCAACUUGCCUCGCGAGAAAUUGCUUGAGCUAACAGCCAAGGGCUUCUCUCUGCCCCAAGGGCAGGCACAUCAUCCGGCCUCGCCGGCUAACUCGGGGUCUAUCGAAUCCCACGUAUCUCCAAUAUCCAACGAAAAUGGGAACCUGGAAUCUCUACAGACCGUGCCAGAUGAGUCGGGCGAUAAUCGGAGUCAGAACAGCAGCGAAACGGCCAAUGGGAUUUCUGACGAUGUUAACGCUCUGUCCCUCUCGGCCAAACAACCCUCGUCCUAUCUGGGGAUUUCCUCCAUACACGCUGUGCUCAAAGUGAUUGUCUGGCUCGACCCAGGCUCAGUUUCAUAUCUAUCCCGCCAGUCUGCUUCUGGGCCGUCCCGAGACUCGGUUGUGGAUUAUUCAACAAGAGACACCCAACCCUGGCAGGUUCAAGGGGUUACGCAAGCCCCUAGUCCGACCCACAAUCACAUGCCAACCACCGACAUGCAAUUACUCGAUGCAUAUUUUACUUACUUCCAACCCUUCGUACCAAUGAUCGAUGAACAUGCCUUCCGGGAGACCUACCUUUCUGGGCACAGAAAAGAUGACCGCUGGCUGGCUCUUCUGAACAUCGUCUUUGCCCUCGGCAGUAUUGCGGCAUGUCCGGCCGACGAUGCUUCCCACGAGACAUACUACACGCGCUGCAAGGGCCACCUUGGCUUAGAUUCCCUCGGCUCCUCCCACUUGGAGACCAUACAGACGCUCGGCCUUCUGGGAGGCUACUACCUGCAUUACACCAGCCAACCGAAUCUGGCGUACUCCCUCAUGGGGGCUGCACUGCGGAUGGCUGCCGCUCUUGGACUGCACAAGGAAUUCUCGGAAGGCCAGAAUGAUAGCAAUAAGAACAGACUUUCUUCGGUAGAUCUCAAGCGUCGGAUAUGGUGGUCGCUCUUUUGCUUGGACACGUGGGGUGCGAUGACAUUGGGGAGGCCCAGUAUGGGUCGAUUAGGUCCAACUAUCACCGUGAAGCUGCCCAGCAAUCGGGAGAUGGGCAAUGUACUUGAUAUCCUCCCGCUCCUGGAAAACGUCAGAUUCUGCCAGAUCGCCACUCAGAUCCAAGAGAUUCUGGCGGUAGCGCCUUUGACCAAACACCACGAGAUCUCCCACUUUGACGGUCAACUGCUCGAGUGGUACGACAAUCUUCCGAGCAUCCUCAAAGACCACGAGCCAUGCUCCGAAUCCAUGUCCACCACUCGGACGGUGAUGAAAUGGCGCUAUCUAAACCAGCGAAUGCUCCUCUAUCGCCCGACACUCUUGAGCUACGCCAUGCGUCGCGUGCCGUAUAUUGCGCUCCGCUCCGAGGAGCGGACAGCGAUUGAGAGGUGCCGCGCGAUUGCCGAGGUCACGAUCCACGACAUCGCCUCCACAGCGCAGUCCCACCAGAUGUCGGGAUGGAACGCCGUGUGGCUCUUGUUCCAGGCGACGAUGGUGCCGUUGGUGGGCCUAUUCUUGAACGACAAUACCACAUGUGACUCGCGGGCCACCAACGAAGCAUGCCUGGCGCAAGUCGAGCUGGCGAUACUCACCCUCGCACGCCUGCAGGCCUGGAGCCCUACCGCAAAGAAGACAUUAGAUGCCGUUUCGCGGAUUGUUGAGGCCAGUAAACGAGGGCCCGACAUGGCGGACGACGCGAGUAUGAGCCACGAAAGCAUUCCCGGACCGGCACCGGGCAUUCUUCCCUCGCAGAACGAGUAUAACCGCGUGACGAUCGCGAAUGAGGGCGGAUUCUCCGAUCCGUUUGCCGGUCCGUUCCUAGAUGACUCGACCGGCCAGUAUCUGUGGGAUUUCCUGAGCUGGGGUGACAGUAGCUUGAUGCCGGGCGUGGACAACGCCAACGAGGCUAUGCUGCUUAGCCAGGACGAUAAGGGCAUGAAGUAUGGGCCCAACGCUUCGGGUUUCUUUGGCGGGCCUGUCACUGCUGAGUCGGCUUAUUUUGCCAACCCUGUAUCCUUCUAUGGAUGA